Messenger RNA from Schistocerca serialis cubense, 1491 nucleotides. RefSeq names its product zinc finger protein 708-like. The annotation marks the transcript as partial. The transcript has a single exon. The record is from RefSeq and is a predicted model, not a curated record. NCBI's taxonomy places the organism in Eukaryota, Metazoa, Arthropoda, Insecta, Orthoptera, Acrididae.
UUUGCUGCAUCAGGCUAUCUCAAGAAUCAUGUUUUAAUUCACACUGAAAAGGAACCACACAAAUGUGAGAUUUGUGGGAAAUCAUUUGCUGCGUCAGGCUCUCUCAAGAGACAUUCAUUAAUUCACACUGGAAAUGAACCUCGCAAAUGCGAGACUUGUGGGAAAUCUUUUUCUAUAUUAGGCAAUCUUAACGAACACGCAUUAAUUCACACUGGAGAGAAACCUCACCUAUGUGAGAUUUGUGGGAAAUCUUUUACUAUAUUAAGCAGUCUUAACAAACACUUAUUUAUUCACACUGGAAAGAAACCUCACCUAUGUGAGAUUUGUGGGAAAUCUUUUUGUUGGCCAUACGAUCUCAAGAACCAUGUAUUAAUUCACACUGGAAAGAAACCUCACAAAUGUGAGAUUUGUGGGAAAUCUUUUACUAUGUUGCGUAAUCUCAAGAAACAUUCAUUAAUUCACACUGGAAAGAAACCUCACAAAUGUGAGAUUUGUGGGAAAUCUUUUGCUGCGUCAGGCUCUCUCCAGAAACAUUCAUUAACUCACACUGGAAAGAAACCGCACAAAUGUGUGAUUUGUGGGAAAUCUUUCACUAUGUCAAGCCAUCUCAAGAAACAUGUAUUAAUUCACACUGGAAAGAUAACCUACAUGUGCGAGACUUGUGGGAAAUCUUUUACUAUGUUAGGUGAUCUCAACAGACAUGUAUUAAUUCACUCUGGAAAGAAACCUCACAAAUGUGAGAUUUGUGGGAAAUCUUUUACUGUAUUAGGCAUUCUUAACAAACAUUUAUUAAUUCACGCUGGAAAGAAACCUCACAAAUGUGAGACUUGUGGGAAAUCUUUUACUGUGUUAGGUGAUCUCAAGAAACACGUAUUAAUUCACACUGGAAAGAAACCUCACAAAUGUGAGAUCUGUGGGGAAUCUUUUGCUACAUCAGGUGAUCUCAAGACACAUGCAUUUGAACACACUGGAAAUGGACCUCACAAAUGUGGUAUCUGUGACAAAAGUUUCACUUACUUGGAUACUCUCAAGACACAUGCAUUACUUCAUAUCAGAAAGAAAAUGUAAGAAUGUGUUAGUUUACGCAAAUAGGUUUUCGUGGUUGGUGCCCUCAAGGCCUAUAAAAUAAUGUAUGUACCAGGGGACAAUAAAUUGUACAUUCGGCGAAAUAACUUUAAAAUCUGGUAGAAUUGUGAAAAAACUUGUAAUGAUGUGUACUAUAGAGUGCUAUCAGAUAAUGUGACAAAAAAUUCAUAUCUGUAGCUUCAUAUGUCAAGAAAUGGUAUUACCAAAUACUCAAGAAACAUGAAUCAAAUGUGUUUUUGUCAUUAGCACUGCUGCUUUUUCCCAUUGAUCUUGCGACAUGAAGAUUGUGAAUUGUGAUAAAUCCUCACAUUUGUCAGUAAUCAUAAGUAUCUUGCAAUAUUCAGUAUAAGGCCAACGAAGUGUGACGACUUGCUGCUUAAUAUUCCAAACAAAGUCAUCAUGUAG